UUCUCUGACAUUUCUUGCAGCUUGCUAUACUGUGAAUCACGUGGCUGCAGGCACCACGGAAGGGGCCCCGGUCUGAAGGCUCAGGGUCCUGGGAGAAUGUGAAGUGGAGCGCGUCCUUUGACUUCUGUUAGAUACUGGGUAUUGGGAGUUCUUCCUGGGAUUCAUGAAGAAACUCCUGCUGCUCUUCCACACAUUUUUUCCUGGAAAGGAGAACUCCUUGUUCCAUUGGCAGCAAAGACCCUCAGUGGUGAAGUAAGAAGGCUUUUCCUGCUAGCCCCAUGUCAGUACUGCCCGGGAUUCAUCUCAACAUCACCUGCCCUGGUGUUUCAUGCAAAAGAAGGAAGAAUACCUUCCCCAGAUCCACUUCUUGGGAAAGGAGAAAGGAACUCACCUUUCUCUAACCAAAGGCCCUCCAUCACACAGGCACACAUCCAAUGAUCCAUUGAUUUUCUCCUGCAGUGGGGUAUCUAUUCUGGAACGGUUGCCUGUGGACCCUCAGAGGAGCCAAGUUGCCCUGAAGAUCAUGAACUUGUCUUCUGAGCAUUGCAACAUAUCGGAUUGGCUGAGGCUAGAAGCCACAGUGAAGGCCUCUUUGUACGUGGUUUCUUUCUCCUUUGCCACUUUCAUCACUGUCGUCAUUAUUGCCAUAGUGACACAGAAUUCGAAACUGAGGAACGAGGUCCGAUACAUCCUCCUUUGCCACCAUCUGCUGUGCAUCUCCUCCUAUUGUGGUCUGGGGGUGGUUUUCCAAGGAAUGCGGGCUUUGCUGGCCAACAGCCCCGUAUUGAUGUGCUGGGUGGUGUUUGGGGCCCAGCUAAGUGUUGGAGAAGGAAUCCUCUUCACUCUGGCCUUCAUGGCUUUCAAUACUUACCUGGCCAUUUGCUGGCCAUUGAAAUCUCUGUCCUUUGUAGAUUCAGUCAAGUAUAGGAUUCUGGCUGGGACUUGGAUGAUCAUUAUACUCAAGAAUAUUUGCUUAUUCCUCAUAGAGAGCAGUAACUCCACUCAGGCUGCUAUUUUUGAAUCUGAACCCCUUUGCCCAGUGGUCUUGAACGGCACUCCUGCCAGAGCCAUUGGCAUGGCUUUCCUUUUCCUUCCUCUUUCUGUCAUUCUUAUAAGUUACUCUCUGAUAUACCAAGAAGGGAAACGGGCUGGCCAUUUUAACAGGUCAAAUAUCAAAGCCAGGAGAACAGUCCUCAUUCAUUUAGUGCAGUUGAGCUUGCACGUAAUACCAACCCUGUUAUUCAUAGGUUUGGGAAAGAUGUGCGGAGCGUUUUUCUUUGCUUUAAAUCUGGUGCUCUUUGGAGUCUUUGCCUUUGCCCAGUGUUUUAACCCUCUGAUCUAUGGGCUCUGGAACAGAGAGCUGCAAAGCAGGUUAUACCAUUGGGUGUGCUGUCGGCUGUGGUGUGGUCACGUGACCAACAGCAGAGGUCCAGUUUAAACAAAAACCCAGCCAUUUUGAAUCUAUAACUCUAGUCCUAAUGGACCACCAGCUAGGGUUGAGCACUUGCCUUUUACUCAACCUAAAAUGGGAGUCUUGAUUUGAUUUUGAAAGUGAUAUGAGUGAAUCAAAGUUAUUCAUCCGGCUUACAAAGUUGGCUGUUGCGUAUGCUGGACUGGCCUCAGUGAAAUCAUUUUAUGCCUUUGUUUCUAAGCCCGGAUCAGCAUUUUUGGCAGCAUGCUUUACUGUGUUUCAGUAGUUGGGCAGCUUUUGAGAAUGCACUUGUUUUUAGAAACUGAGAAAUAGUCCAUGGUUGAUAGGGACUGAAGUUUGGCUAUUCCCCUUAUAUUAAUUAGGGGUAGGUUUAGCUACAUAUAAUAACAAAACAGCAAUAAAAUAACAGUGACUUUAAAAAGUUAGAGACUGAUUUUUUUUUUUUCUUAUGUGAAAGAAAUCUGGAGUUACAAAAUCCAGGCCUAUGUGGCAGCUCUGCAGGCAACAGGCUCAUUCUCUUCUACUCUGCCAUGAUUAAUGUACCACCUCAUGACCCAAGAUGGCUGUUGGUGCUCCUGUCAUCACAUUCACACUCCAACCAACAGGAAGGAGGAAGGCAAAGAAGACUCUGAACCCACCUUCUAAAUAUACUUUCUAGAAGUUACACUAAACACUUUUUCUUACAUCUAACUGGCCAAAAUUUAACCAUAUGGCCAUAUCUAGCUUUAAGGGAGAGUGGGAAUAAACUUUAGCUGGUUAGCAGUAUCUCCAGCUAAAAAUUGAGGUCUUUGAUACUAAGAAAGGAAGGAAGAAUGGAUAAUGGGAGGCAAAAUUGUUUCAGCGACCAUUUUCCUCUCAACCAAAUACAGUGUAAAGAAAGACAAUAGAUAAGUUAUGAUCAUCACAAAAACAUACUCUGCCUUCAAUAUGAUAUACAAAUACAGAGUUAACAGUUCAGAAUCCCAGAAAACUUUGUGUUAUGUUAACAGAUCUCAAAAAAAAUGGCAUCAAUAAGGAGAACACUGAACUCGCUUAAACAUGUCAAUUAACUCAUAAUUUAAAUUUAAGCAAGUUUGAGGCAGCAGUUAGAAAUAAAGUCUUUUUUUUUUGCUGAGGAAGAUUCACCCUGAGCUAGCAUCCAUGCCAGUCUUCCUCUACUUUUUAGUAUAUGGGCCACCAGCAUGGCAUGGCUACCAAUAGAAUGGUGCAGGUCCGUACCCAGGAACUAAACCUGGGCCACUGAAGCAGAGCAUGCCCAACUUAACCACUAGGCCACUGGGGCGGGCCCCAAAAUAAAUUCUUUCACAGAAGUUUACAUAUGAUAUUUCUUUAGAUGAAAUAUCCAUUCCUGAAUCAGUCAGGAUUUAGUUCUAGAAACAGGAAUCAUCACCCUAGGUAUUUUAAACAGAAAGAAUUUCAUACAGGAAUUAGAUGCUUACAAAGUCACUGGAAGGGCUUAAGAAGCUGAAAUCAGGAGCCCCCACUAAUUGAUGUCAAGGGCAAACCACUGCAGCGUGAUCUGAAGGUCAAGCAGCUACUUGCACCACAGUCCCUGCUGCCUCAUGCCAUUCAUGUCUUUGUGACGUUGUUUGCAAAAGAAACAGCAACAGGAAGAUGGCUUCCACCUCCUUCCAUCUUCCAAAUCUCAUGUGAUUGCCUCCAAUUGGUAGACCCUAACUGGCAACUAGACCCUAAGAGCAAAGGAGUCUGGGAAAUGUAGUUCCUAGUUUCAUAGACUUGGCAAUACAGGAAGUUACUCCAAAAGGAGGGUAAAAUGAGGCUUGAAUGAGCCAAUCUAUGGGAACCAUCAUUAUGAUAUUUACUUUUAUUUACACGUAAUAAUAACAACAACAAGAAAGGCAAUAGAUACCAUGUAUUGAGCAACUAUUAUGCUCCUGACACUAUGGAAAUCCCCACAACGAUUUUAUAACAUAGAUAUUAUUAUUCUGGUCUACAAAUGAGAAAAGCUGAGGCUUAGAAAGGCCUUACAGAACCUUAGGAGAUCAGGACCUUUCCUUUAACAUUUGCCAUACAGAUCAUCCUUGGCUUACGAUGGGGUUAUAUCCUGAUAAACCCAUCAUAAGUUGAAAAUAUCAUAAGUCAAAAAUGCAUUUAAUACACUUAAUCUGCCAAACGUCACAGCUUAGCCUAGCCUACCUUAAAUGCACUCAGAACACUUACGUUAGCCUCCAAUUGGGCAAAAUCAACUAACACAAAGCCUGUUUUAUAAUAAAAUGUUGAAUAUCUCCUGGAAUUGGUUGAAUACUAUACUGAAAGUGAAGAACAGCAUGGUUGGAUGGGUCCAGCAUGGUUGUAAGUGUAUCGGUCAUUUACCCACGUGAUCUUGAGGCUGACCUGGAGCUGCGGCUCGCUGCUGCUGUCCAGCAUCCUGAGAGAGCAUCAUACUGCGUUUGCUGGCGUGGGAAAGCAGCAAAAUCCAAAAUUUGAAAUAUGCUUUCUAUG
Molecule: messenger RNA, 3895 nt
Organism: Equus quagga
Lineage: Eukaryota; Metazoa; Chordata; Mammalia; Perissodactyla; Equidae
Product: probable G-protein coupled receptor 148
Exons: 4
Coding region: 329-1438 (369 amino acids)
Biological process (GO): G protein-coupled receptor signaling pathway
Cellular component (GO): membrane
Molecular function (GO): G protein-coupled receptor activity
Source: RefSeq, a predicted model, not a curated record